Molecule: messenger RNA, 9610 nt
Organism: Nycticebus coucang (slow loris)
Lineage: Eukaryota; Metazoa; Chordata; Mammalia; Primates; Lorisidae
Gene: GPR107
Product: G protein-coupled receptor 107
Exons: 18
Coding region: 3040-4701 (553 amino acids)
Biological process (GO): clathrin-dependent endocytosis
Cellular component (GO): membrane; Golgi apparatus; clathrin-coated vesicle
Molecular function (GO): clathrin heavy chain binding
Source: RefSeq, a predicted model, not a curated record
AUCUAGUCUAUGAAAAUUAGGCUAUCCGGGCCACGCUUGUGGCUCAGUGGGUAGGGCACUAGCCCCAUAUACAGAGGGUGGUGGGUUCAAACCCAGCCCUGGACAAAACUAACAAAAAAAAGGCUGGGCAUUGUGGCGGGAGCCUGUAGUCCCAGCUACUCAGGAGGCUGAGGCAAGAGAAUCGCCUAAGCCCAAGAGCUGGAGGCUACUGUGAGCUGUGACACCACAGCACUCUACCCAGGGCGACAAAGUGAGACUCUGUCUCUAAAAAAAAAAAAAGAGAGAGAGAAGGAAAAUUAGGCAACCUAAGGAGGUGGUCAAUAGAGGGAGGAGGGCAACUAUGGUGGUCCUACUCUGUAUUCCUUUCAAAACUCUGGGUAGGUACCAUUCGUGACCCUGUGAAGUAUAAAGAAUCAAGGAAUCUUAAGAACUCAACUUUAAGCCCUUUUAAAAUUGUUUUCCAGAAACAAAAAGACAAAAGUCUUCUAUUUUAAAAAUGUUUCAAUGUUUCAUCACUAUUUUAUUAUUAAGUGGAAUUAAGAAGAUUCUACCUGCCUUUUUUUUGUUUUUAGUACUGUAUUAUAUUCAAAUUUAAAACUGGAGAUUCAUCUUUUGUAUUUACUUGGAUGUAGUUGAAGAACAUUCUUCUUAGUAAAGUAUCACAAGAAUUUUAAAGCAAGUAUCCAAUAACACAAUAUUAACAUGAAACCAAUAAAUAACUACACCUCCACACCAGAAAAAAUAUUAAAUUCAAGUGGGGGGAGGGGCAGGAGGAGGAGGAUUGGUAAACUCUCACCUAAUGGGCACAAUCUAAGGGUAGACAGCACACCUCCUGCGUGAAGGACUCAACUACAGCUUGAACUUUAGCUAACAAAUGCAAACAAAUUUGUACCCUCAUAUUAACCUGAAAUUUACAAAAAAUAAAAAUAAAUAAAACCAGAUUCUCAAAAAGGUAUCUAACUUUAAAAAGUAAAUAAAAAUACCCCCAAACAUAGCAAACUGCCUUUAAAAAAUGAAAUUGCACUUAAAAAUCUCCUUUCCCUGUAACACUUAGCUUAAUUUAGAAGUGAGAAUCCAUUAAUUGUCUUUAGUAUUUCUUCUUGAUACCUAAAAGAAAAUAUCAUUUAAUUUUUUUUUUUUUUUGGAGACAGAGUCUCAAGCUGUCAACCUGGGUAGAGUGCUGUGGCAUCACAGCUCACAGCAUCCUCAAACUCUUGGGUUUAAGCGAUUCUCUUGCCUCAGCCUCCUGAGUGGCUGGGACUAAAGGAACCCACCACAGCACCCGGCUAUUUUUAGAGAUGAGGUCUCCUCUGGCUCAGGCUGGUGUGGAACCUGUGAGUUCAGGCAAUCCAUCCACUCGGCCUCCUAAGUGCUAGGAUUACAGGCCUGAGCCACCAUGCCCGGCCUCCUUAUAAGGUUUUUGAGAUGUUAAAUGAGAUAAUGUAUCUGUAUGUAUAAAAUGCUUAAUAAAAUAUAUGACAUAUUUGUUCAGUAAAUAAACCUAUUAUCUACCUGUGUGGAUUCACAAAAUAAUAAUUACAGUUUCUUGUGCUCAGUUUAUCUGCAAAAAGGGGUAGUAGAAUCAGAUGUAAGUUCUGUUCAAACAUGUAAGAUUACACAUUCACAAUACGUGGCCAAAGGUCAGAGACUGGGGAAGCAAGGGGAUAUUCUCCAUGGGUUAGUAAUCAUUACUUUUCUCUUGGGUGAUCACCACAGGUAUUUUAGGAUAAACUACAAUAUUCCUGGCUUACCUUGGUGUCCUACUUUUGUCCUUGCAGAGAAUGUGACAAAACUCGUACUGUUUUUGAGUUAAAGGAAGAAUUCACAGAUUCAUGCACUUAUUAAGACUGCACACAAUUAAAAAAUAUGGGACCCUCCUAUUCUCCUUCCCCCACUUUAAACCUCACCGUAGGGCUUCAGCACCAAUAAAACAUAUCAUGUUAAUUUCAGUUCCUAGGUCCAGUUAAAAACUUUUAAGAAUCUGAUUCUGUCUUAAAACACACUAGGACACUGACAGGUAAUUCGUACUGUGAUUCCUGGUGGUUUUUGUUUACUCCUCCUUUGCUUAAAUGAUUACACAGAAAAAGCAUGCAUUACUUGUGUGGCGAGCUAAAAUAAGAUUCUAAAAACUAAAUAAACCUGGCUACUCUAUUGGCAAUUUUAAUAAGCAUGUCGUUCUACAGCGCCUUGAUAAAGAAUGGUGAGUAGGAAGGGACCCACGAUUGAAUCCUCCCAUUAAAGAGGGAUUAGAAGCAAAGACAUUUUCCGCACAGAAAUAAGAGAAAAAUGUUAAGACUCAGACUACAAGUGGUCAGAUGUUAUAGCACAAGACACUAUAACACAGUAAUUGGGAGCUUCCAUGUGAUUCCCAGCUCAACCUGGAACGAAUGACUCCUCAAAAGCCUCAGUUUGCUUACCUGUAAAGUGGGGAUAACAAUAAUACCUACCUCCUAUCUCAAAUCGAAUUGUUCCAGGAUUAAAUGCAACAAAGGCCUAACAAAUUGCCUCACAAGGACUCACUCAAUAAAACCGUAUUAUUGCAAUCAGUUGGCCUGCAAUUUGUUAAGAGCCUGGGAAAAAAACAAGUGACCCUAUGACAAAGCCAGGAAUUUUGAUAUUUUCCGCCAAGUCAACCCUCGGUGAAAUCAGUACAUUCAACCGCCAAGCAUCGUGUCGCAGCCACGGCCUAUCUCUCCGCUGAGUUCAGAAAUCCCUGGGGCCCACGGUCGCUUCCAAAGCCGCACGAGGCACAGGUGAGGCCUGGGCCGGUUCUACUCCGCCACCGUUGUCAUAGCAACCGCCACCGGGGCGUCACCUCUUCUGGCUAAACCGAAAGUCUGCACUGGGGAGGACAAGCGAAAGGUCCCUUGGUGGCCAGCUUAGACCCGUCGGCGACUUCUUGAGGCUUACCCUCGGGUAAAACUAUUACACCAACUGCAGAAGCAACCGCGACGCCCCCUCCCCGCCCUUCCGGCGGCCGCCGCCCUUUAACCCCGGAAGUGGGCGGGGGAGGAAGCGGCUGGUGAUGCUGGAACAAACAUGGCUGCCCCGGCGCCGGUCGGCCCCUUGGGCUCCGGCCGUCCUCCGCUGGCCGCGGGCCUCCACUUGCUCCCGAUGCUGGGGCUGCUGCAGCUGCUGGCAGAGCCCAGCCUGGGCCGCGUCCACCACCUGGCACUCAAGGAUGAUGUGAGGCGUAAGGUUCAUCUGAACACCUUUGGAUUCUUCAAGGAUGGGUACAUGAAGGUCAACGUCAGUAGCCUCUCAGUGAAUGAGCCUGAAGACAAGGAUGUCGCUAUCGGAUUCAGCCUAGACCGUACAAAGAAUGAUGGCUUUUCUUCCUACCUGGAUGAAGAUGUGAAUUACUGUAUUUUAAAGAAACAGUUUGCCUCUGUCACCCUUCUAAUCCUAGACAUCUCCAGAAGUGAAGUAAAAAUAAGGUCUCCACCAGAAGCUGGUACCCAGUUACCAGCGAUCAUCUUCAACAAGGAUGAGAAGGUCUUUGGGCAGAACCAGGAGCCUGAUGUUAUUUCCGUUUGGUCAGGCAACCAGACACAAAAAAAGCAAGACAGUGGAAACUCUAAAAGAAGUACAGUGGAUUCAAAGGCAAUGAAGGAGAAAUCCUUUUCUGUUCAUAAAAAUGAUGGAGCAGUUUCAUUUCAGUUUUUCUUUAACAUCAGCACUGAUGACCAAGAAGGCCUUUACAGUCUUUAUUUUCAUAAAUGUUCUGGAAAUGAAUUGUGGCCUAGUGACAAGUUUUCAUUCAGCCUUGAUAUUGAUAUCACAGAGAAGAAUCCUGACAGCUACCUCUCAGCAGGAGAAAUUCCUCUCCCCAAAUUAUACAUUUCUAUGGCUUUUUUCUUCUUCCUUUCUGGGACCAUGUGGAUUCAUAUCCUUCGAAAACGACGGAAUGAUGUAUUUAAAAUUCACUGGUUGAUGGCGGCUCUUCCUUUCACCAAGUCUCUUUCCUUGGUGUUCCAUGCAAUCGACUACCACUAUAUCUCCUCUCAGGGCUUUCCUAUUGAAGGUUGGGCUGUUGUGUACUACAUAACUCACCUUUUGAAAGGGGCACUGCUGUUCAUUACCAUCGCACUCAUUGGCACUGGCUGGGCUUUCAUAAAGCACAUCCUUUCUGAUAAAGACAAAAAGAUCUUCAUGAUUGUCAUCCCACUCCAGGUCCUGGCCAAUGUAGCCUACAUCAUCAUAGAAUCCACUGAGGAGGGCACGACAGAGUACAGCUUGUGGAAGGACUCCCUGUUUCUGGUUGACCUGCUGUGUUGUGGAGCCAUCCUCUUCCCAGUGGUAUGGUCAAUCAGACAUUUACAAGAAGCGUCAGCAACAGAUGGAAAAGCUGCUAUUAACUUAGCAAAACUGAAGCUUUUCAGACAUUACUACGUCUUGAUUGUGUGUUACAUAUACUUCACCAGGAUCAUUGCAUUUCUCCUCAAAUUCGCUGUUCCAUUCCAGUGGAAGUGGCUCUACCAGCUCCUGGACGAAAUGGCGACCCUGGUAUUCUUUGUUCUAACUGGGUAUAAAUUCCGUCCAGCUUCAGAUAACCCCUACCUACAACUUUCUCAGGAAGACGAUGACUUGGAAAUGGAAUCUGUAGUGACAACGUCAGGAGUGAUGGAGAAUAUGAAAAAAGUCAAGAAGGUGACCAAUGGCUCUGUGGAGCCCCAGGGCGACUGGGAAGGCACUGUGUGAUAGAGUUGACGUUGAGGCCGGCACUAUCAAAGGAGACGUUUAAUUUAUUAACUGUCCCAUUGGUGAGCAAGAACAUUUCCUGACAGUGAACUAUUGGCACCUCCUGGCAGUGACACAGAGCACGUGGCUAAGAGUGAAGUGCCACAGAAACCUGAUUUUGUACUCGUUAAUGGAAGCUGCAGCUGAGGCUGGUGAUGGGCAGCUAUAAUUCUCCUCCAGGUGGAAGUGGUAGGGAGCGGUAGAGAGAAAAGGGGGAGGAAGAGAAAAGAAAGAAUUUGUUUUUCACUUAAACUCUUUUUUCAGGUGGGAGCCCUAGGGUAUAUGCAAUUGUGACCCCACACGUGUGGCAGAGUAGAAAGAACACAGGGAGGGAAGAGGGGUGGGAAGUGUGAGUCUGGUGCCAGUCAAGGUACCGGAGUGCGGCUGUGGGGCAUGGUCAGGUGUCUGCUGAGGGCACAAGACUUACAAAGAAGGGAAAGCAAGAGUGUCAUCGCAUCGUUGGGGGGCACAAAAGUAAAUGAAAUUAGGUUAUUUUAGAAAGCAACGUCAAAGCCGAAUUUAGUAUGUAGCACCUGCCCCAGCAUGCCCGGCCCUGAAUGUUGCCCUAGACCUUUAUUCCAGAUUUUGAAGGUGAUCAGGAUCUGACAGCUCUAGGGGUCCAGUGGUCUUUCCAAAAGGGCUGUCAUCCGAGGGUUGUAAUGUCACAGUCAGGGUCAUUGGUCCUGGAACACAGCCCAGGGGUGGGAAAUGAUCUUCUUGAUUGAGUAUAGUCUGUUGCUUAGUGGAUGGAAAGAAAUGUAUUUGUAAGCCUAAAAAGCAUUCUCCUGUAGGAUUCCCCACACACCCGGCUCCCCCGGAAGUCCAGAGCAGCACUGUCUCUCGUUUCCGCCCCUCGCUUGUGGCUUGUAUCUAUUUUGUAUGAUCAGAAUUCUGUGGAAAAUGGGAAGGAAUUUUCCUUAAGGAGCAGCUGGAGGCACAAAGGUAGUGUUUAAACAAACACUUAAGUACAAGCAGAUCAUCCUCAUUAGAAAUCUUUCCUGUUGACCAAGCAGGACUUAACACAGACUUGGUCCCUGGAUCCCAGGAGUAUGCAUGUGGGGAAAAGGAGUUUGUUUAAACAGUGUUAUACUCAGGGAUUUGUGGAAAGUAAAAUCUUUCACAGAAACUCAGUGAAGUUCCCUCCCAAACUUUCAGAGCUUGGGGAUAAACACACAUAGUUGCCUGAAAUGAACAGUAUUGCAGCUCAAAGAUUAGUCAUUUGAAUAAUGAGACAAGCUCUGAAGGUCCCUAGUGACCCAGGGCUCACCAGGAGACCAAAGCAUGGCGUCAGCAGUGCUGCUUGGUGCUUGGGGGCCACUGGGUAGGGUUGCUUCCAGAAUCUUGAGACACCCCUGCCUGGGCUUGUCAGUGAGCAGGUGCAGGGCCACCUGAGGGGGUGAUUGUCACCUCUGGCUCAGAGGGCCAGUCAGAAACCAGGGGAUUUGGGGUCAUAUUCCUAAUCGCAGAUUUGGAACCCAAAAAGUCUCUCUUUAGUCUUCUUCCCUCUCCCAUGCUGUUGUCCCUUCAUGAGUGACCCAUGGGUGUUCCUACUGUGCACUUUUCUCAACGCUCCGUGCUCUGCCUGGUCCCACUUUUUGGCUCACGUGGAGAAGUGGGCCUCUUCUGGGGCCCCAGCCGAUGCCUCUGAGCAGGGAUUUUAGGGAAGCUUCUUGUAACUUCCCAUCUUCAGGAGAUGAAGGAGUCACUUAAGGGAAUUCUUUUUUAAAACUUGACUUGGAGCUAUGUGACAGGAGGCAGAAUACUUUUAACACUUUGUUUUCCUGUACGUAAACACAGUAGGAGUGCAAAAGUGCGUCCUGUGUUAAGACCACCCAAACUCUCGGAGGUCCUUCCUUCAGAAGGAUGCAUUUGCUGUUUCUCCUACAAGCAGAUGUUGUUGGCGAGGUGAUAGACUCCUUGGCAGGAACAAAAGGUAUGAUGAAACCUCCCUAUUAGACAGAGUCUCCGUGGAGGUGGCCUCAUUUCACAUGCUCAGUUUUUGAAACAAGGAAACCAGGGAGUAGAGGAGUGAGGGGCAGAGUGAGCAUGUGUGCGGACGAGCACUGUCCAGCCCGCAGCCCAGACAGGCACCUUCCCAGCCGUGCCAGCGCGUGGUCUCCAGAUGCCACACACACCUCCAGGCUCAUCCACAGAGUGCCCAAGAGGCCUCAGCUUUAUAGUCCUGAACUUGGUGGAACAGCAGCACGCAGAUGGAGUCGGGUAGCCCUUUACAAGUAAAGUCACAGCCUUCCUAAUAAGCAGGUAGAAGGUUUGGAGUCAGGCUGAUGAUUAAGAAAAAUCAAAACCCCAGCUCAUAGGAAAACGGUGGUAGUUCCAAGCUUUUAAAAAAAUUAUUUAAGCUUUCAUCCUGUUCUGUAAAUUCGUCUUCUCUUUCUCUAUCACUUAGUAGCUGUGACUCAGUGUUCAGUUGUCCUCAAGUAAAGAUGGUCCCGAGGCAAGUAGUGUCACUAACUAGCAGGCCCUUCUUGCAGGCUGCUCAUCACUGGCCACUUGGGCUCAAUGUCGUGCAGAGUUUGAACAGUUAAAGCCCUCGCAGUAUUUCAGGGAUUGGGCAAAAACACCGAGUGCACAUCACAGAGCCAUGGGUGGUAUUUAUAGCUUCUGCUCGCUGUCCUGCCUGCACAGAACUCCAUGUUUCCUUUGAGAAAUCGGCAGACUAAAAGUGCUGCUGGCUGUGAGAUGUACUGAAAUGUGUGUAUUUUGCUAGAAAAUUAUUUCUUGGACAACAAGAACAACCAUUGAUCUCCUGAUCCUGGCUCUUAACACUGGUCAUGGAUUGAUCAGCCUAUUUCUUAGAUCCUCAGUGCUUUAAAAUUUAAGUAAUUUAAGUUCUGUCAUGUUGAAUAUGAUCCUGAUGACUUGGUGGUCCAUUGUCUUGUUUUUUUUUUUUUUUUUUUUUGUGGGUUUUGGCCGGGGCUGGGUUUGAACCUGCCACCUUCAGCAUAUGGGAUCAGCACCCUACCACUUUGAGCCACAGGUGCUGCCAAGGUCCAUUGUCUUGUAAAGAGAUGCUUUCUCCAGUGUCAAAGACAGGGCUGCAAGCAAAACCUGGGCCAGUUUCAUUUUCUUUCAAGAAACCACUUUUGAGUAAAAGAUUCCGUUUUUCUCCCCCCAGCCAAGGCAGCACACAGCCUCCUAAGUCCACUUCACGUGAUUGCUGUGGCGAGAUUUCCACUCCCGAAUUAUGAUCUCAUCAGUAUCUCUUCUCUCCUGUGUCCCACAGCCUUCCCUCCCUCAAUCCUUCACUCUUCCCUUCCCCCUCCUCUCUCUGCCAUCGGCCGCCCUCCUCCUCCCUCCUCUGCCCCUCAUUCCUCUCUUUCCUUCCCCUCCCCCAUUCCUCUCCUCCCUUCAUCUUCCUCCUCCUCCCUCCCCCACCUCCUUUCUGCCCAGGCCUGUUGGUCCCACAACAGAGUUUGGUGCAUUGCAGUGUUUUCUCCCAGCAGCCAUGAGGAGAUAUUUUCUACACUAAGGAGAAUUUGUUAAGACAGUGCACACUAAUGCUAUAUAUCAUAGCUUUGGCCUGCAUGUGAUGGUCCUUCCACACUAAAGUGUACUGUCUCCUUUCAGUACUUGUAAGAGUCAGCUACAAAGAAUAGUCCUUAUAUGCCAAAGAAGAGUGUAGAAGAUGCCUGUUUUAGUUGUGAAGGUAUUCUGGCCACCUCCCCUAUCUUGAAGUAUUUUCUUCGAGGAAGGCUCUUUAGAGCAUUAGAUAGUCUGAGGAGGUUCUUGGCCCAGCUCCCUGUACCCAGUGAAACAGCCGAAAGGUUCAUGUCUCACACUGCCAAGCUGCUGAAUUUCAAAGAAAACAGACCCUGGCCCACUCCUCCAGCCCUGCUCCCAGAUGCCACACCUCAUGCCUUGCUCUUCUCAGACCCGCCCGGCCUUGUAACAUGCACAGUGUGCGGUGCCUAUGGGGAGGGAAGCUGAAGAAGGCAGACUUUGACUUGGUACCUCUUGGUAUAUCAAAAGGGUAUUCAUCUGGAACAUAGCAAAUGUUCUAGAAGAUCUGCUCUUUACUCCAGUUUUCCCUAGAGUGUUUCUGGCACUAAAGGACAGCCGCCUGAGUUGGUGCUAAUACUUGUCACCACCUGGAACGUAGUUACUGGUGGGUAAGCAGAACCUUCUCCAAAUUCCCUAGGGGCCGCUUCUGUAUCCUGCUGAUGUGCUUAAGCCCUCCUGCCCUCCCUGUGUGGUUUGUGCUUGAGAAACAGAUAAUGGUUUUGGAUGGUGUGAGGCAAGGCUAGGACAGGCACUCCCUGAGGGAGGCACAGUGGUGUUGAUGGGCACCUGUUGGAUCCUGAGGACAGAAAGUUGGGGGAGGGGGAGUUCUGGGUGAAACAAAAUCUAAGUCCCCAAGACAGCUUAUUUUGCUGUGAUGCAAAUGUGUAAAAUAAAGGUCCUGUGACAGAAAUGCAUGUUUGGGAUUCUAUAGUGGGCAGUCAGAUGAGACAGGAGAGCUUGAGGGCAGCCUUCUUAGCAUUUGAGGCGCUAUUACAGGAUCCAGAAUCCUAGCCACACAGGGGAUGGUUCUUGACUCUUUAAGCAGCUUUUACAGAUUGCAGAUUGCAUUUGCCUAGUCCUGUGACCACAAAAGAAGUCAGACAUUUAAUCCAGAAAUAAGUUUCAUUUGAGGGAGGCUUGCAGGUCUGUAAAUAUCAUUUGCUUUCCUGGGUAGAUUGGGAUGCAGGAGGAGUUUUCAGUAUUUUUUUUUAAACACUAAUGAUCAUUGAAGAGUAUUUAUGUAAACAUAUAAGGGAUGGGGGUCAGAUCAAGGUGACGGUGAUGUAUGCGAUGAACUCUCUUGCUGUGAUGCAAAUGUGUAAAAUAAAGAUUCUAUGACGGAAAUACA